GUGGCUGUGAAGCUCAGUUGAAUUCAGCAAGGAAGUAUGAAGUCCUACAAUCUGUGCAUCCUACUGAGCCUCGCAGCGACGGCUUUCUGUGUGCCGCUGCCGCAGAUUUCUGUGCAAGAUGAAGAUUUUGCAAAGACCUACCUGAAGAGUUUUUUCAACCUGACAGAAGAGCGUGGUCCGACCGUCCGACGGGGCAUCAGUCCGUUGACCCGGAAGCUGAGUGAGAUGCAACAAUUCUUCGGUCUGCGCAUCACUGGUACUCUGGAUGCUGACACUCUUGAGGUGAUGAAGAAGCCCCGCUGUGGCGUCCCAGAUCACAAUGUUGCACGUUUCUCCACGUUUGGAAGUGACCUGAAGUGGAAAACAAAUAGUCUUACCUACAAGAUAGAAAACUACACCCCUGACAUGACUGCCCAGGAGGUCGAUGACUCCAUUGAGAAAGCCCUGCAGGUUUGGGCCAAAGUCACUCCUCUGAGAUUCACCAGAAUCUACAGUGGCACAGCUGACAUCAUGAUCUCCUUUGGAACCCGGGAUCAUGGUGAUUAUUACCCGUUUGAUGGCCCCGAUGGAACCCUUGCACACGCGUUCGCUCCAGGUACUGGCAUUGGAGGAGAUGCUCACUUUGAUGAUGACGAGUCCUUCACCUUCCGCUCAAACACCGGUUACGUCCUCUUCAUGGUGGCUGCUCACGAGUUUGGUCACUCUCUGGGUUUGUCUCACUCUAAUGACCCCGGUGCCCUCAUGUUCCCCACGUACACGUUCCGCAACCCAGACACCUUUGUCCUGCCAAGAGACGAUGUCAAUGGGAUCCAGUCUUUAUACGGUUCAAACCCUGAUGUGGAUCCUUCUCAGCCCAAUCCCGAGCCCCCCACUACCCCAGACGCCUGUGAUUCCACCAUGGUUUUGGAUGCUGUUGCCACCCUGAGAGGAGAGAUGCUCUUCUUCAAAGACAGCUUCUUCUGGCGUAGCCACCCUCAGAGCAGCACAUCUCAGCAAAGUCUCAUCACCAGCUUCUGGGCAAAUGCUCCUACAAGUGUGGAUGCUGCUUAUGAAAGCCAACAAUCAGACAAAGUCCUAAUGUUUAAAGGUCAUCAAGUGUGGGCCUUCAGUGGCUACGAUCUUGUACGUGGGUAUCCUAAAAGCCUUUCCAGUUUUGGUUUGCCCAAAACCGUGAAGAGAAUUGAUGCUGCCCUUUACGACACUGACUCCAGAAAGACGCUCUUCUUUGUCGGCAAGAAGUAUUACAGCUAUGAUGAGGCCCAGCAGAGGAUGGACCCUGGAUUCCCCAAACAUGUGGACAAUCUGUUACCAGGCCUGACCGGGAACGUGACGGCAGCUUUCCAGUACAGAGGUUUUACCUACAUCUACAGCGGGCCCUAUAUGUUCGAGUUCAGCCUGACAAGCAGGAGGUUGUUACGCGUGCUGAGGAACAGCUACUUUUUGCAGUGCAAUAACUUCUAGGACACCAAACUACCUAAAAAGCUGUUUAUAAGAGCCACUGAACAUAUCAAUGAAGGGACCAGAUUUGUCUUUGUGUUUAUUCCUCGUAUGUAUAUGUCCAGACACACGUAUAACCUCAAUGAGAGCUGCAUCCUAUGAGGCUUUUUUAAAAUAAUGAUUGUCAUCAAGUAGCACGUUUGUGUCACUAUAGUAAUUUAAUUUAUUGUAUUUAAAUCAAAUGUUGUGCAUCCUUAUUGCUGUUUGAACAUUGUGAAGCUUUGACUGUGCAUCUGUGAACCUCUGG
This is a messenger RNA of Thalassophryne amazonica, 1744 nucleotides long. RefSeq names its product collagenase 3-like. The record is from RefSeq and is a predicted model, not a curated record. Gene Ontology annotation, biological process: proteolysis; extracellular matrix organization; collagen catabolic process. The coding region runs from base 37 to 1461 and encodes 474 amino acids. Gene Ontology annotation, molecular function: metalloendopeptidase activity; zinc ion binding. Lineage: Eukaryota; Metazoa; Chordata; Actinopteri; Batrachoidiformes; Batrachoididae. Gene Ontology annotation, cellular component: extracellular matrix. The transcript is spliced from 12 exons.